GCCCAGACCAUCUCGAAGAGCCGCAAAGUUGACGAGUGCACAAGACAAAGACGCAUAUUGGCGACUGGACGUAAGGUCGAGCCGCUACAACACGCGUGAGCAUUGCUGAGCUCCCACGCAAGCACCAGACGCCUAUUCUAUACUCCUUCUUCCCCUUGACAAGAAACAAAAAAAAAACUUCCUACUUGGCAUCACCAGGCAUCAUGGCGACGCAAGUUGUGGAGGGCUUCAGCCUCACAAAUCGCUGGCUGCUCUACACCAGCGUCAUGCUCGCGCCGGCGCAGUUCAUCUCGGGCAUCAGCAGCAACUGCCCCAGCAACAUCGGCUUCCUCGCCUACAACUGGUAUACGCAGAUCUCGUGGUACCAGGCCGUGCGCGCCAAGGAGCUGCACGCGCUGUCCCUGCUGCCCGUGCAUUUCAACAUGCUCUACGUCUUCAGCUACCUCGGGGGCCUGUCGUCGGGCAACUACUUCAUGGCCGCCAUUCUCGGCGUGGGCACCGCCGGCGUGCUCAUCCUCAACUGCGUGUCGGCGUGGACCAGCUGGGCCAUCUGCCAGGAAGAGGGCUUCGGCGUGUACCAAUUUUUCUUUUUCGGUUGGCGAACGCUGAGUCCGGGAUGGCACAAGUUUAUUCUCUUGUGGCAGGUCAGCGACUCCAUCUUGUGCGUCAUCGCCGUCCUCGCGUCCAUCUUCAUCGCCAUUACAAUGGUUGCCGUGGAUGAGGACGACGAUCUGGCGGAGAAGGCUACGUUCGGCGGCCUCAUGUCCAUCUCCAAUGCGCGCUACCCGGCCAUCUUCCUGGGCGCCGUCUUGAUGUUGAUUAUCGCGUGGCCGCUGAUUCUCUGGACGGAGCUGAUUGUCCAGCGAAAUCACAUCGAGUCGGACACGGAUAUGAUUGCGGUGUAUCUCUUUAUUGCACAGGUCGGCGCCAUGUUGGUGCCCAAUCUGGGCUGUUUCAAGGGCAGAAGAUAGAAGAUGGUUGUCUGCUUAAUCACAUGCAGUUCCGAUAGUUCAGGAAAUGAACGGAGCGUUAGACCCC
This is a messenger RNA of Purpureocillium takamizusanense, 1038 nucleotides long. RefSeq lists its product as uncharacterized. Bases 204 to 971 code for a protein of 255 amino acids. NCBI's taxonomy places the organism in Eukaryota, Fungi, Ascomycota, Sordariomycetes, Hypocreales, Ophiocordycipitaceae. The transcript has a single exon. The record is from RefSeq and is a predicted model, not a curated record.